ACUGACUACGAUGCAGAAAGACGCCGAUGGAUUCAUUACUGGAGUACCAGAGGCCGGACCAGCAGAAGAAGCCGCCUCACCCAAAGGCGCUAACAGCGACCUCAUAAACUCGACAUUUGAGGUUACCGUCACCCUUGCCGACCAGCAAGGAGACCCAAAUUCGCCCCUCUACAGUGCGAAGACCUUUGAAGAACUUGGACUCCACCGGGAUCUCCUCAAGGGUCUCUUCCAAAUGGGAUUCAGCAAACCAUCAAAAAUCCAAGAACGCGCUCUACCGCUCCUGCUAUCCAACCCACCGACCAAUAUGAUCGGCCAAUCACAGUCUGGGACAGGCAAAACAGCUGCAUUCGUCCUCACCAUGCUUUCACGCGUCGACUUCUCCAAAAACCAAACCCAAGCCCUGUGUCUAGCGCCAUCUCGCGAGUUGGCGCGUCAAAUCAUGUCUGUCAUUCUUGUCAUGGGUAAAUUCACCGCCAUCCAGACCGAAUAUGCCAUCAAAGACCAUCUACCAAGGGGUGCAACACGUGUCACCGCACACAUCGUCGUUGGCACCGCUGGGACGAUGAUUGAAUUGAUCCGGAAGAAGGUCAUCGAUGUGUCGGGUAUCAAGGUCUUUGUUUUGGAUGAGGCCGAUAACAUGUUGGAUCAGGAUGGUCUAGGGGAUCAGACACUACGAGUGAAAAACAUGCUUCCCCGGAGUCCAACAAAUCCAAUUCAAAUCAUCCUUUUCUCAGCAACCUUCCCUGAUCACGUCCGUAACUUUGCGUCCAAGUUCGCUCCCAACGCAAACAAGAUUGAGCUACGGAAAGAAGAGCUCAAUGUAGACAACAUCAAGCAAUUCUAUAUGGACUGUCGGGACGAAGAGCACAAAUAUGAUAUUCUCGUUAGUCUGUACUCCUUAUUGACAGUGGGCCAAAGUAUUAUCUUCUGUCAACACCGGCAUACGGCAGAUCGGAUAUCAAAGCGGAUGACCGCGGAGGGACACAAGGUUGCGUCUCUACAUGGUGCUAAGGAUGCCGGGGAACGUGACGCAAUUAUCGAUGGAUUCCGUGAUGGCAAAGACAAGGUCUUGAUUACGACCAAUGUCAUCGCCCGAGGCAUCGAUAUAUUGCAGGUGAACAUGGUCGUUAACUACGACCUGCCUCUCAUGGCCGACCGGGGGUCAAACAAGACACAGGGUGAUCUGAGUCCCGAUAUUGAGACGUAUAUUCAUCGAAUCGGUCGAACUGGCCGAUUUGGACGCAAGGGUGUCUCCAUCAACUUUGUCCACGAUAAAAAGACAUGGAACCAGAUGGAGACAAUUGAAAAAGCUAUUGGGAAGAAGAUUACGAGGAUUGAAACAAACGAUCUUGAGGUCAUGGAGGAGAAUAUGAAAAAGGCUCUGAAGUAG
This is a messenger RNA of Guyanagaster necrorhizus, 1390 nucleotides long. RefSeq names its product DEAD-domain-containing protein. The record is from RefSeq and is a predicted model, not a curated record. Gene Ontology annotation, molecular function: ATP binding; nucleic acid binding; RNA helicase activity. The transcript has 12 exons. Lineage: Eukaryota; Fungi; Basidiomycota; Agaricomycetes; Agaricales; Physalacriaceae. The coding region runs from base 11 to 1390 and encodes 459 amino acids.